Pectinophora gossypiella (pink bollworm) is the source of this 1474-nucleotide messenger RNA. RefSeq lists its product as uncharacterized. NCBI's taxonomy places the organism in Eukaryota, Metazoa, Arthropoda, Insecta, Lepidoptera, Gelechiidae. The coding region runs from base 95 to 1474 and encodes 459 amino acids. The transcript has 5 exons. The record is from RefSeq and is a predicted model, not a curated record.
GAUUCCCAAUCAGUAUCGGUUCGGGAUUCCACCCCAGCCUCAGGGAUACAGACCCCCUGUAAACAACUCCAAACCAUUGGACACUGAUGUCUCUAUGCGAACAGCAACAAGACAGUACAUGUUAAAUGAACCUGAAGGUAAUAAUAACCUUUUCUAUAACUAUGAACUUGCGGAAACUUACUGUCAUCCAAAUGAAGGAGAUUAUGAAGCAUAUUACGAUCUGUAUGAAGAGCCGACCAGCUCGGAAACAACCAAAAACUACCCCGGAUUUUCACGAGCCGGCCGCACCCAACAACCCGAGAUAGUAAAUCUUAAUUGUGAUAGCUUAUUAAAAUUACCACACAUCAACUUACCUGAGAUAAAUGCUCGUUUUAUGAUAGACACGGGAAGCACUCGAUCGUUUAUCAGCCCAAGGAAAGUUGACGAGUUCUUCGCCAACUAUAAGUUCUUCGAACCCUUCGAGGUUGUAAGCACUCACGCUCGUAGCAGACACGACGAAGUCAUCGUCAUACCCCUUCUGAAAACUUUUAAGAGCAUGUUACAACAUAAGUUUUAUGUUUAUGACGUCGAUAAUCGCUACGAUGGCUUGAUCGGUUCCGACCUUCUAAAACAACUAGGCGCCACAAUCGAUAUGCAGAAUCAAGUUCUCCGAACGAAAAAUGUAGAAAUACCAAUAAUAUAUAACCCACCAUAUGAAGUGCAGCUUCAACCACGUACUGAAACACGCGUGACGAUUCCUGCGGACCUGAAAGAUGGAGAAGCGAUUAUUAAUUUCGUAGAUUUCGGUAAAGACGAUACUGAAUCCAUGCAGGUGAAUGUAGACGAAUCUGAAAGACGAUUACAUUCUUACUUGGAUGAUGUGGUCUCUGAAAUUGAAAGGUUAAGUAACGCGCAACCAAAUCGGAAAGACGAAGUAAUAUCAAUAAGCAGUGGAGAGAAAGAAGAAACAACAAAGCAUGAGUUAGAAACUGAGUACCCUAUAUUAUCGCCUUCUGAAAGCACCAUUACAAUACCAGAAGGAACGAUGAGUAACAUGUCUCUAUCACAAACUGUUCAUUCGGCACCAGACAUGGACACAAAUGGCAUACCUAUUCUAAACGAAGCCAUAGACUCUAAACCUAAUCAGAUAUCCAUGGAGGAUACCUGUGUGGCGGACUUAAUGAAGUUUACUAUGAAUAUUACCACCUGUUAUCCUAUCCUGGUGGAAGUGAAGACAAUUAAAGUAGAGCCCAUACAACCUAAUCGAUGGAUUCUCUACUCUAAAGCCAACAUCCUUUUGGAGACACGCUGUGGAAGUGAGAUGAGCAGAAUCUACAUCAGAGCAGCAGCAUCGCCCUGGAAGCCUAUCAACUUGGAUGAGGUCGACCUGCGACAUCUCCAAGUGUUGUCGUACGCCUUAAAAAAAGCUGACAGUGUUGUGCUAAGUGAAAGUGAUAAAAGUGUAUUGAAGAGGCUGGAGCCUAAACUAGGAUAA